GUACUUGAAUAAUAUUUAUUAUAAUGAUUAAUGUAUACAUAAAAUCUAUAAAAUAAAAUAUAAAAUAUUAUUUAUAGAAUAUAGAAAAAAUCAAGACUUGUAAUUUAAAUUUGUAAUUUUAGAUUUGAAAAAUUUCAAAUCAUACAAGCAUGCGUCCAAAGAUGCAUGUCAAACGAAUCACGUGAUUAUCGAGUACUUAACAUGGCCGCACCCAUUGUAAAAGUUCGAGAUAUCGCGUUGAUUAAUGAUUAGUUUAAGAAUAAACUAAAAUUCCGUUAAAUUUGAAUUUAUUUUUGUUUUAAAUUGAAAUGAUUCGAAAGUUUAAUAUACAAUGGUAUUGUCGUUGUUUGAAAAAUUUUUCGCGAUGUAUGCAUGUACGUACGUGGAAAGAAGAACAUUGGGCAUGUAUGCACGUAUAUCGCAUGUAUGCUCGUAUUUCGUAAAUAAACAAGAUCAGUAAAUCAAUCGAUAAAAUGUCAAUUGACAGUGUCAUUUUAAAUAUUGUAAUUGAAAAAUUAAAAAAUAAAUAUAAAAUGUUAAUUAUCAAAAAUAACGAUUCUAUUUAAAUAAAACAAGGUACAAAGAUCACGUACGUACCUGUAGCGUACGGUAUAUUUAGAUAGUGUAAUGCUUUAAUAUUAUGAUACAUAUAUAUAAUGUUACGUGAAAAUUAUGUGUAACAUAUUUUGUCAUUGAAAGAAAGAUGUAUAGAUGAAUAUAUAAAAAUAUGUAUGUAUGUUGUUUGCUUUUAUGAAUGUAUGUAUAUGAUUUACAUAUAUCACAUAUUACACAUGCUGCAUAUGUAAUAUAUCAUAAAGAUAAUAAUAAUUGUGUAUUCGUGGUAAAUGGAAAAGAAAAUUUAUCGAGUGAUUAGUCAAAAAAAUAUGCGGUUAGAAGAAAUGCCAUUACGUUUAAGCUCGGAUGAGCGAGAUUUUGAAAUGGAUGAAGAAACUGACUAUCUUCUCCAACCUUCUGAAGAUAGUAUACGACUUUUAACUUCACGAAGACGACGAAUAAAUAAUUUUUCUAUAUUCCUCAGGAGUUGCUUUUGCGGAUGUUGUACCUGGAUGUGGAGAAGAUGUUGCAGAGAACGUGAAUUAAGAGCCAGGGUUAUUCAAAUUGGUCAACUAAUGCAUGAAAAAUUUCCUACUAAUGUCAUCAGAAAUCAGAAAUAUAAUAUUGUCACAUUUUUACCUUUGGUUCUUUUCCAACAAUUCAAAUUUUUUCUAAAUUUAUAUUUUUUGCUUAUGGCCAUAUCACAAUUCAUACCAGAUAUACGAAUAGGAUAUUUAUAUACAUAUUGGGGACCUCUAUGUUUUGUGUUAACUGUUACAAUUUGUCGAGAAGCAAUUGAUGAUUUUAGACGAUACAAAAGAGAUAAAGAAGUCAAUGCCCAAAAAUAUUAUAGAUUAGUAAAAGGUUUUGAUACUCCAGAAUUAGUACCAAGUUCUAAACUGCGAGUGGGUGAUUUGGUUAUUGUAGAAAAAGGUCAAAGAGUUCCAGCUGAUUUGGUUCUUUUACGAACCACAGAAAAAUCUGGUGCAUGCUUUGUAAGAACUGAUCAAUUAGAUGGAGAAACAGAUUGGAAAUUACGAUUGGCUGUACCAGCUACACAAAAAUUAGAAAAUAAUUCUCAACUAUUCGAUAUAAAAGCUAGCAUAUAUGUUGAGAAACCACAAAAAGAUAUUCACAGUUUUAUUGGAACAUUUACAAGGUAUGAUGGAUAUAGCAGUGAAGAAAGUUUAGGUGUGGAUAAUACUCUAUGGGCCAAUACGGCAAUUGCAUCAGGUUCAGCUCUUGGUGUUGUAGUUUAUACUGGACAAGAAACUAGAUCUCUCAUGAAUCAUUCUGCACCACGAUCGAAAGUUGGUUUAUUAGAUCAGGAAAUAAAUCAAUUAACAAAAGUUUUAUUUUGUGCUGUAAUUGGAUUAGCAUUAGUAAUGAUGUCUUUAAAAGGAUUUAAUGGACCAUGGUAUCGUUAUAUGUUUCGUUUUGUUUUAUUAUUUUCUUAUAUAAUACCGAUCAGUUUAAGAGUAAAUUUAGAUAUGGGAAAAGCUUUUUAUGCUUGGUGUAUACAAAGAGAUAAGGAAAUUGCUGGAACUGUUGUGAGAACUACUACUAUUCCGGAAGAACUUGGACGUAUUUCAUAUUUAUUAAGUGACAAGACUGGCACAUUGACACAGAAUAAAAUGGUUUUCAAAAAAUUACAUUUGGGUAUGAUAUCUUAUGGUCAAGAAACGUUUGACGAAGUUAUGACUGUAUUACAAACGUGUUAUGCAAAUUCUGAAACUUCACCGGUAAAACCAUCAACAUCUAUACAUAGUGGAAAAGUAAGAAGAUCUGAAAGUACUAGAAUAUAUGAUGCAGUUCAUGCUUUGGCAUUAUGUCACAAUGUAACACCAGUUUAUGAUGAAAUAACCAAAUCAGCUAAUUUGGAUACGAUGAGUGUACAGACAGUAGAAACAGGAGAUUCUGGUUCUAUUCAAAGUCAAACUGAAGCAGAUCAACAUUAUUAUGUACCAGAACAAAAACGUAAUUAUCAGGCUUCUAGUCCAGAUGAAGUAGCAUUAGUUAAAUGGACGGAAGAGAUGGGAUUAGCAUUAGUGAAACGCGAUUUAAAUUUCAUGCAAUUAAAAGCUCCAAAUGGCAAAAUUUUGAACUAUACAAUCUUGCAAAUAUUUCCAUUUACAUCAGAAACCAAACGGAUGGGAAUAAUAGUGAAAGAAGAAUCUAGUUCUGAAAUAGUAUUUUACUUAAAAGGUGCGGAUGUAGUAAUGUCCGGAAUAGUACAAUAUAAUGAUUGGCUUGAAGAAGAAUGUGGCAAUAUGGCUAGAGAAGGUUUAAGAACUUUAGUUGUUGCAAAAAAGAAUUUAACAGAAGAACAGUAUCUUGAUUUUGAAGCAAGAUAUAAUUCAGCAAGAAUGAGCGUCAGUGAUCGCGUUUCAAGAGUUGCUGCAGUUGUAGAAAGUUUAGAACGAGAAAUGGAAUUAUUAUGUGUAACUGGUGUUGAAGAUAGAUUACAAGAUAGAGUAAGACCUACAUUGGAAUUAUUAAGAAAUGCUGGUAUUAAGAUUUGGAUGUUAACAGGUGACAAAUUAGAAACGGCAACUUGUAUAGCAAAAUCUUCGCGUUUAGUUUCACGGACACAAAGCCUUCAUGUUUUUAAAUCAGUGGUAACUCGUACAGAUGCGCAUUUGGAAUUAAAUACGUUUCGUAAAAAACAAGAUUGUGCCUUAGUCAUCAGUGGAGAUUCUUUAGAGGUAUGCUUACAAUAUUAUGAACAAGAAUUUUUGGAACUAGCAUGCGGUUCACCGGCUGUUGUUUGCUGUCGAUGUUCACCCACGCAAAAAGCGGAAGUUGUAAGUCUUAUUCAAAGACAUACUGGCAAAAGAACUGCAGCUGUUGGUGAUGGGGGAAAUGAUGUAUCAAUGAUACAAGCAGCAGAUGCCGGUAUAGGUCUUGAAGGUCUUGAAGGAAGACAAGCUUCUUUGGCUGCAGAUUUUUCCAUUUCUCAGUUUAGUCAUUUGGCCAAUCUUUUGUUAGUUCACGGACGUCGAAGUUACAAACGCUCUGCUGCUUUAAGUCAAUUUGUUAUUCAUCGAGGUUUAAUUAUUUCUACUAUGCAAGCUGUGUUUUCUGCGGUCUUUUAUUUAUCAUCUGUAUCAUUAUACCAAGGAUUUUUAAUGGUUGGUUAUGGAACAAUAUAUACAAUGUUUCCCGUAUUUUCUUUGGUACUAGAUAAAGAUGUAUCAGGAAAAAUUGCUCUUACUUACCCAGAACUUUAUAAAGAACUUAGUAAGGGCCGAUCAUUGUCCUAUAAGACAUUCUUUAUGUGGAUUUUAAUAAGUAUAUAUCAAGGAGGUGUUAUAAUGUAUGGCGCACUCAUUAUGUUUGAAGAUGAAUUUAUUCAUAUAGUGGCCAUAAGUUUUACAGCACUCGUCUUGACAGAAUUAAUAAUGGUAGCUUUAACUAUUAGAACAUGGCAUCAUAUUAUGAUACUUGCAGAGAUUUUCUCAUUGGCACUUUAUUUAUUAUCUCUAGUCGUUCUCAAAGAUUAUUUUGAUGCCGAGUUUAUCAAGACCACUGAUUUUCUGUGGAAAGUAUUACUUAUAACUUUAAUUUCUUGUAUGCCAUUAUAUAUUUUGAAAUUUUUACGAAAAAAAUUUUCACCUCCUAGUUACACCAAAUUAUCUUAAAUUUUACAUAACAUUGUCAUUUUAAAUAAUAAAAAUAAUAUGUAUGAAAUGUUGACAAAAUUUUGAAUUGAAAAAGUAGUAAAAUUUUUUUUGAAAUUAAUUAAUUAUUUCUAAUUCAAGCUCUACUAAUGCAAAAUAGAUAAAUUUGCAUUUCAUAAAAUUUUUCAGUAUUUUUUCAAUUUUUUUACAAACAAUAACAAAUACAAACGAUAUAACAAUAUUAAAAAUAAUUUUUAACAAAAUAUUAAUUUAUAAUUUAUAAUUUCUUUUAUUUUAAAUACAUAAUAUUAAGCAUUUUAUUAUAUCAUUAGAUCAAUAGAUCAGAUUCAACUUUAUUUUUCUUUAAAUUCUAAAUUAAUGAUAAGUUUUGUUAAUAAAUUUUGACUGUUAUUAUUAUUGCUAUUAUUAUUAUUGUUAUGCUUACACAUAAUGCUAAUAGUAUAAAUAUAUCUCAAAUUUAUCAGAUUACAAAAUCAAUUGCAAUGAUAAUUGAAAUAAUUGAAAAGAAAUGAAAAUUAGAUAUAUAUCUUCUUUAUCUUUAUUUAUUUUAGUAAACAAUAAUUUUCGUUUCGUAAAAUAUAUUCAUGUAAUAUUUGAUUCGUUUUCAUUUCAUUUUUAUUAUGUAUAUUUGAUUGCAUAUUAUUUACAGUAUUUUAAUUCAUAUAAUAAGUUUAUAAGACAAAUUAAAAGCAUAUGUUUUAUUUGAGAUUUUUUUAAUAUAUUUAAUAAAUAAAAAUACAAAUAAAUAUAUGUGAAGUUAAAUUUUUUUACAAAUUAAAGAUCGAGAUUUUUAUCUAUUAUCAUGUUCUUUUUUUGAUAAUAUUUUUAUUUUAUAUUUCAAAUAAAAUUUAUUAUUUUUAUAAAUUUAUUAUAAAUUUAUUAUACUUAUAAUAUAAUGUAAUAUAAUUUAUUUAUCAUGAAUAUAUACUGCUAUAAUAAAUAAUUUUUAUAUUCAUGCGUAAAUUGUAAUGUAGAUCUAGAUGUAAUUGUUGUUAAUUACAAUGUUAAUGAAAUGUAUCAUACUGUAGAUUAUAUAAUUAUCCUACUAUUUAUAGAUAAAUAAUAUUUCAUCUAAUGACAUAUUUAUAAUUAAUUUAUGUAGAAAAUGUAAUAAUAUAUUCAUUUGAAUUUUUUUGAAUUUA
Molecule: messenger RNA, 5338 nt
Organism: Apis cerana (Asiatic honeybee)
Lineage: Eukaryota; Metazoa; Arthropoda; Insecta; Hymenoptera; Apidae
Product: putative phospholipid-transporting ATPase IIB
Biological process (GO): endocytosis; phospholipid translocation; retrograde vesicle-mediated transport, Golgi to endoplasmic reticulum
Cellular component (GO): plasma membrane; trans-Golgi network; endosome
Molecular function (GO): ATPase-coupled intramembrane lipid carrier activity; ATP binding; ATP hydrolysis activity
Source: RefSeq, a predicted model, not a curated record